CAGCUUUACGAUCGGUGACGCUCGAGACACAUGACUGGAACUUUCUUUUUCCUCCCGUGGAAAAUGGCGGCUUGGACUUUCCAGGACAAAUGAGGAAAGCUGGAAAAAGUAGAAGUUGAGGAAGUUUAAGCCACAACAAUGACGCGUUGGGUCCCAACCAAGAAAGAAAAAUAUGGAGUCGCUAUAUACAAUUAUGACUCCAAGGUGGAAAUGGAACUUUCUCUACAGAUUGGUGAUACAGUGCACAUACUGGAAACCUACGAAGGGUGGUAUAGAGGAUACACACAUAGGCGCAAAGCCAGAAGGGGUAUUUUUCCAGCUACAUAUAUUCAACUCAAAGAAGCAACAGUUGAAGGCAAAGGGCAACAUGAAACUGUUACACCAAAUGAUCUUCCACUGGUUCAGGAAGUUACUACAACCCUUCGAGAAUGGUCAAGUAUAUGGCGGCAUUUGUAUGUUAGUAAUAACCAAGAGAUGUUCAGCCGAGUUAGGAACAUGAUGUAUGAUCUUAUUGAAUGGCGAUCACAGAUACUUUCUGGAACACUCCCGCAAGAUGAGCUGAAGGAACUGAAGCAGAAAGUCACUGCCAAAAUAGAUUACGGCAACAGAAUCCUUGACCUGGAUCUGGUGGUUCGCGAUGAAGAUGGCAAUAUUUUAGAUCCUGAUCAAACUAGCACCAUCAGUCUGUUUAGAGCUCAUGAGGUGGCAUUAAAAAGAAUAGAAGAAAGAAUCCAGGAGGAAAAGUCUCAGAAACACAAUAUUGACAUAAACAGACAAGCGAAGUUUGCUACUACACCUUCUUUCAGUCUGUUUGUAACUCUGAAGAAUGUUGUCUGCAAAAUAGGGGAAGACGCUGAAGUAUUGAUGUCUUUAUAUGACCCGAUUAAGUCCAAGUUUAUUAGUGAAAACUACCUAGUUCGAUGGGCAAGUUCAGGCCUUCCUAAAGACAUAGACCGGCUAAACAACCUAAAAGCUGUAUUUACAGAUCUUGGCAGUAAAGACCUUAAAAGAGAAAAAAUUAGCUUUGUGUGCCAGAUUGUCAGAGUGGGUCGCAUGGAGCUGAAGGACAAUAACACCAGGAAAUUUACAACAGGAUUGAGAAGACCCUUUGGAGUUGCUGUUAUGGAUGUCACUGACAUAAUUACAGGGAAAAUUGAUGAUGAGGACAAACAACAUUUCAUUCCAUUCCAACCGGUAGCAGGGGAGAAUGAUUUCCUUCAGACUGUGAUCAAUAAAGUCAUUGCUGCCAAGGAAAUAAACCACAAGGGUCAAGGUUUGUGGGCUACAAUGAAACUGCUCUUAGGGGAUGUUCAUCAGAUCCGAAAAGAUUUUCCCCACCUUGUUGACAGAACCACAGCAGUUGCAAGGAAAAUGGGUUUUCCUGAAAUAAUAAUGCCUGGGGAUGUUCGUAAUGACAUCUAUGUUACACUGUUGCAAGGAGAGUUUGACAAAGGUAAUAAAACAACAUCCAAAAAUGUGGAAGUCACAAUGAUGGUGUAUGAUGAAGAAGGCAAGCGUUUGGAGAACGUAAUUUUUCCUGGUGCAGGAGAUGAAGGUAUCUCUGAAUAUAAAUCUGUUAUUUACUAUCAAGUAAAACAACCCCGAUGGUUUGAGACUGUAAAGGUGGCAAUCCCGAUUGAAGAUGUAAAUCGGAGUCAUUUAAGAUUCACGUUCCGACAUCGAUCAUCUCAGGAUUCUAAAGACAAAUCUGAAAAGAUAUUUGCAUUAGCAUUUGUGAAAUUAAUGAGGGCUGAUGGAACAACGCUGAAAGAUGGAGAACAUGAUCUUAUUGUAUACAAGUGGGAUGCCAAAAAGCUGGAAGAUGCAUCACUGUAUUUAAAUCUAGUCGCAACUAAACCAGAACUUGAGGAAAAAGGCUACACUGGGAAAAAUAUGCACGGUUCUGGAAAUUUAGCCAUCAGCAAAGACUCUUUUCAGAUUUCCACUUUGGUUUGUUCAACAAAACUCACACAGAAUGUGGACCUCUUGGGACUUCUGAAAUGGCGGUCAAACACAAAUUUGCUGCAGCAGAAUUUGAGGCAGUUGAUGAAAGUGGAUGGAGAGGAGGUUGUUAAGUUUUUGCAAGAUACACUUGAUGCACUUUUUAAUAUCAUGAUGGAGAAUUCUGACAGUGACACCUUUGACACAUUAGUUUUUGAUUCUUUGGUAUUUAUAAUUGGACUGAUUGCUGAUAGAAAAUUCCAGCAUUUCAACCCUGUUCUUGAAACAUACAUCAAAAAGCACUUUAGCGCAACUUUGGCUUACACGAAGCUCACCACUGUUUUGAAAAACUACGUGGACAACUCGGAGAAACCUAGCGUGACAGACCAACUGUUCAAAGCAAUGAAAUCCUUAGAAUAUGUCUUCAAGUUCAUCGUUCGUUCAAGAAUACUCUUUAAUCAAUUAUAUGAAGAUAAAGGUGAAAGUGACUUUAUGGAUUCUUUGAGACAGUUGUUCAGAUCAAUUAAUGACAUGAUGAGCAGCACUUCAGAUCAAACAGUAAUAGUUAAGGGAGCAGCUCUGAAGUAUCUUCCAACAAUUGUCAAUGAUGUGAAGCUGGUGUUUGAUUCCAAAGAACUUAGCAAAUUAUUUACAGACUUCAUUCACAAUGUUCCACCGGGUAGACUUGUGCGUCAGAAGCUUUACUGUUUAAUAGAAAUUGUACACAGUGACCUCUUCACUCAGCAUGAAUGCAGAGACAUCCUUCUACCUAUGAUGACAGACCAGCUGAAGUAUCAUCUAGAAAAGCAAGAGGAGCUGGAAGCUUGCUGCCAUUUGCUUAGCAAUAUCCUUGAAGUACUCUACAGGAAAGAUGGGGAGACGGACCCAGAGUCUAUAAAAGUGAGGCAAAGCGGCAUCAACUUCAUGGACCCUAUACAGAUUACAGAGGAGGAGGUGUUUGCUGUCCUGAGGCAAACCAGGGUGGAUAAAUCCCAAGGGCCUGACAAGGUGCUCCCUCGGACCCUACGGGAGGGACCAACACAGCGACAUGUCCAGAUAAUAAUGGAGAAGCUGCUGAGAACUGUAAACAGGACAGUCAUCUCCAUGGGACGUGAUUCUGAUUUAAUAGGGAACUUUGUUGCUUGUAUGACUGCCAUCCUUAGGCAGAUGGAAGAUUAUCAUUAUGCCAAUUUAAUCAAGACCUACGGGAGUAUGCGAUCAGAUGUUGUGGAUUUCCUGAUGGAGACAUUCAUCAUGUUCAAAGAUCUUAUUGGAAAGAAUGUUUACCUUCCUGACUGGGUUAUAAUGAAUAUGAUGCAGAAUAAAGUCUUCUUGCGUGCAAUAAAUCAGUAUGCAGAUAUGUUGAACAAGAAAUUUCUUGAUCAAACUAACUUUGAACUACAGUUAUGGAACAACUACUUUCACCUGGCUGUUGCUUUUCUCACUCAAGAAUCACUUCAGGUGGAGAACUUCUCCAGUGCAAAACGUGCAAAAAUAAUCAGCAAAUAUGGUGACAUGAGAAGACAAAUUGGAUUUGAGAUUAGAGACAUGUGGUAUAACCUUGGUCAACACAAAAUCAAAUUUAUCCCGGAAAUGGUGGGUCCAAUCUUGGAGAUGACCCUUAUUCCAGAAACAGAACUGAGAAAAGCCACAAUUGCAAUAUUUUUUGACAUGAUGCAAUGUGAAUUUCACUCAACAAGAAGUUUCCAGAUGUUUGAAAAUGAGAUCAUCACCAAGCUUGAUCAUGAAGUGGAAGGAGGCAGAGGGGAUGAGCAGUACAAGGUGUUGUUUGAGAAGAUCCUUCUGGAACAUUGUCGAAAGCACAAGUACCUUGCUAGGAGCGGAGAAAAUUUUGUCAUGCUAGUCGUCAGACUUAUGGAGAGGCUUUUGGAUUACAGAACAAUUAUGCAUGACGAAAACAAAGAAAACCGAAUGAGCUGUACAGUUAAUGUAUUGAACUUUUACAAAGAAAUUGAAAGAGAAGAAAUGUACAUCAGAUAUCUGUACAAGCUGUGUGAUCUGCACAAAGAAUGUGAUAACUACACUGAAGCUGCCUACACAUUACUACUUAAUGCAAAGCUGCUUAAGUGGUCUGAAGAGCCAUGUGCAGCUCACCUGAAUCAGAGAGAUGGCUAUCAAGCUCAAACUCAAGGACAGUUGAAAGAACAGCUUUACCACGAGAUUAUUCAUUACUUCGAUAAAGGAAAGAUGUGGGAAGAGGCCAUUUCUUUAGGCAAAGAACUGGCAGAACAAUAUGAAAAUGAAUUGUUUGAUUACGAACAACUCAGUGAAUUGCUGCAAAAACAAGCUCAGUUCUAUGAGAACAUUGUCAGAGUGAUACGAGCAAAACCAGAUUACUUUGCUGUUGGAUAUUAUGGUCAAGGCUUUCCUUCAUUUAUUAGGAACAAGAUGUUCAUUUACAGAGGAAAAGAAUAUGAGAGACGUGAAGACUUUGAAGCAAGACUUUUCACCAUUUUUCCCAAUGCUGAAAAAAUGAAGACAACUUCUCCUCCAAGUGAUGACAUUAAAAAUUCUUCUGGGCAGUAUAUUCAGUGUUUCACAGUGCAAACCAUACGUGAAUUACCACCAAAGUUCAAGAACAAGACUGUCUCAGAGCAAAUUUUAAGUUUUUACACUGUGAAUGAAGUGCAACGAUUCCAGUAUUCAAGACCAGUCAGGAAAGGAGAGAAAGAUCCAGACAAUGAAUUUGCUAAUAUGUGGAUUGAAAGAACCACUUAUGUGACAGCAUACAAAUUACCUGGCAUUCUGCGAUGGUUUGAAGUAAUUUCUGAUUCAAUGGUUGAGAUAAGUCCUUUGGAGAAUGCAAUAGAAACAAUGCAAUUAACAAAUGAAAAGAUCAAUAACAUGGUUCAACAGCACAUGAAUGAUCCAAACUUGCCUAUUAAUCCUCUCUCCAUGUUGCUGAAUGGAAUUGUGGAUCCUGCAGUAAUGGGAGGUUUCACUAAUUAUGAAAAGGCAUUUUUCACUGAAAAAUACAUGCAAGAACACACUGAAGACCAUGAAAAGAUUGAAAAGCUCAAAGACCUGAUAGCAUGGCAGAUCCCAUUCCUUAGUGAGGGUGUCCGAAUUCACGGUGAGAAGGUAACAGAAGCAUUGCGGCCUUUCCAUGAGAGGUUGGAAACCUGCUUCAAACAGUUGAAAGAAAAAGUGGAGAAGCAAUAUGGAGUCAAAACUUUGGCUGAGACUCUGGAUGAACGCAGAGGAAGUCGGCCUCGUUCAAUGGUACGUUCCUUCACAAUGCCAUCAACUCCAAGACCUCUGUCUGUUGCAUCAGUCUCCUCCAUGUCAUCUGACAGUACCCCGUCCAGGCCAGGUUCUGAUGGAUUUAUUCUAGAGCCUCUUCUCCCAAAGAAGAUGCAUUCAAGAUCUCAGGAUAAAUUGGAUAAGGAUGAUUUUGACAGGGAUAAGCGAGAGAAAAAGAAAGAGAAAAGGAACAGCAAACACCAAGAAAUGUUUGACAAAGAACUUAAAGCAACUGAUACUUCCAGCCAAUCUACAGAAGCAGUGAUUCUCUCUGAAACGAUCAGUCCAUUACGACCACAAAGACCAAAGAGCCAAGUGAUUAAUAUACUGGCAGCUGAUAGAAGGUUUUCUGCAUCUUCAGCAUCAAAUCCAGGAACUCCCAGAACUAAGUUGUCAUUUGCCUUACAACCUGGCCUGAGUAUGGAGUUGAAUGGUGCUGUUACUUCUGAGCAGACUGGAAUACCGCCUCCUCUUCCCAUCAAAGGCAACACUAGUGAUUAUGGAACUGUGACUGAUAGCCAAGAACUCGCCACGCCAACCACACCCCUCCCUCAAACCAGGGGUCCUCCUCCUCUGCCAAGCAAGACACCACCUCCACCUCCUCCAAAGUCAGCUCGAAGGCAAGCAUCUGUAGAUUCUGGAAUUGUACAAUGAUGCUCUGAUACUGUAUUCACUCCCAAGUCUGGCUCAUAGAAUUCAAUUCCAAAAGGCAGGAAUUUCAGUCAUUUCCAUUCUUUUCUCUUUUCAGCAAAGAAACUGUACUAAAUAAUUUACCCCAUUUUUACAUACGAUGUCAGCAAUUGGAAUUAUUUUCUACAGCAGUAGGAGAAAACCACUUUCUUCACCUACAGAUUCUGUUGCUGUAGUAAAUGUUAACUUUGAGUUAGCUUAUAAACAACUGUAAGUUAGAGUGGAAACUUCUUUUGUGGAAUAAAUAUUGAGAAGAUUGCCAAGUGGAUGACAUUUCUGCCAUUUGUUUGGAAACUGAUUUAAAAUCACUCUUGCAUUAGAAGCACAGGAAUAUAUUACUUGCUUUAUGUUUAAAUAGCUUUUUGACAAUUACUUCAUUCUCAGAUACAGAGAUUUGCUUACUUUCAAAUAAGACGGGUAAAAUGAUCAAAUUUCUGCUUUGUUCAUGGGGUGUAAUCAUUAUGUACAGAAGUUUGUAUAUAUAUAUGAUGCUGAAAAUUUUAAUACUUGUUUUAUGGUGUCAACUUUUCUUACAUUGGCUUAGUAUAAUUCUGCAAAUGAAUUCUUUAUACUAACAGCUUUUAGAUUUUGAAGCUUACCGACUGUAAACUAUUGUAUUUUUUAUUUGCUAAAGAUCAUGUUUUAGAUUUAUUUAAUAGGGUCAAACAUGGGAAAUGGAAUAUGCCAAGUAAUGCUAACUCUUUCUUCAGUUUUUUAAUCUUAAUCAAUUCUGAACCACAAUUUUAACAUUUUCUGUAAUAAUGGUAACCAUGAAUCUAGAUCAUUCAUAAUUCACAACUGACUCUAUAAAUAAAGACAAAAAUAUUAACAGUU
This is a messenger RNA of Hypanus sabinus (Atlantic stingray), 6729 nucleotides long. RefSeq names its product dedicator of cytokinesis 1 (gene dock1). Gene Ontology annotation, biological process: cell migration; small GTPase-mediated signal transduction. Lineage: Eukaryota; Metazoa; Chordata; Chondrichthyes; Myliobatiformes; Dasyatidae. Gene Ontology annotation, molecular function: guanyl-nucleotide exchange factor activity; small GTPase binding. The record is from RefSeq and is a predicted model, not a curated record. The coding region runs from base 139 to 5859 and encodes 1906 amino acids. Gene Ontology annotation, cellular component: cytoplasm; plasma membrane. The transcript has 53 exons.